AUGGCCAUACCACAACCUCAGCAUUGGGCAUACAAUCUCUCAAAACCACAGCAAUGGCGCCAUUUAUUUCGCGCCACGCUGCGCGAAUGUUCCUACCUACCUGAUCCCAUCGCUCGCAACUACAUGAAAAAUCAUAUCAUCUCCCGAUAUCGUGCUGUUUCCUCCCGUUCCCCACAGGCUGGUCCUAAGGCGGUUCACGCAGCAAGAAAUGCAUUGUCGGUUCUGCGGCGAGCAAAUGAAGGCUAUUCACGUCCUCUCGAAAAGGUGUUGUAUCUGUCAUACGGUCGCACUGGGAGACGGCGACAUGAGCUGCUGGCAAAUAUUCUGACGCCAGAAAUCCCCAACGACUCUUUGGCUCUGAAAGAGCUACUCUCCCGACCUGCUGAUUUCACUGAUGGCUGGGAACCCCCAGCCAUCGUGAAGAGCCUCGCGGCCUCUCAAAUGCAGAAUACAGUGGUUACAGCAGCCCGCAUUAGGCCGUUGAUCAAACAAUUGGAACCGCCAAUCCCCAAGAAGGACAGCUGGGGCAAAGAAUUAGCCCGGUCUCGGAAGAAGAAUAUUCGAAAGCAAUGGUACAACACUACAUUGAGCAGUCUCCUUCCACCAUUACCAGAAAAGGAUCUCCAAACGCUUGAGGGACUCAUCUCGGGGGUUGUGCCAUGGGAGCCUGUCAAAAGGAGAUGUUCAAAUCCCCAGAUUCCCCAGACCAAGUCUGGUGGCGAGCUCUUCCAGUUGCUGGCUAGGGGCCCUGAGAAGGGUACCACCUUUGCCGAAUAUGCCAAUGGUCGACCACAUACAAUUACAGUCAGGCUUAUGCGUCGUCAAUGGAAACGUCUGUCUGCUCUUGUGCCACGACAACACUGGAAUCCGAUUUCACAAAAGUGGCGCUUUUUGUGGGAUUCACCAAAAGAAGUCCCCAAGCUGUCCUUCGAUCUGGGCAGUAGCAUCGACCCAGAGGCUUUUUUUCAAAAAGUCAAUCCAAGCGGAGGAAGACAAGGCUGA
This is a messenger RNA of Penicillium hordei, 1002 nucleotides long. RefSeq lists its product as uncharacterized. The transcript has a single exon. Bases 1 to 1002 code for a protein of 333 amino acids. Lineage: Eukaryota; Fungi; Ascomycota; Eurotiomycetes; Eurotiales; Aspergillaceae. The record is from RefSeq and is a predicted model, not a curated record.